Messenger RNA from Ctenocephalides felis (cat flea), 1604 nucleotides. RefSeq lists its product as uncharacterized. Lineage: Eukaryota; Metazoa; Arthropoda; Insecta; Siphonaptera; Pulicidae. The record is from RefSeq and is a predicted model, not a curated record. Bases 160 to 1542 code for a protein of 460 amino acids. The transcript has 7 exons.
UUUCUUAUCAAAUUAUUCAGCAUAUAGUAUCAGUGUGUGCGAGGAUGAUGAGUUCAUUCGAUAAGAUAAAUGCCGCGAUGUUUUAACAAUUGAGAUAAGAAGUGUGAUUAGUCUAUGACAGAAAUUUUGUGUUUAGUUGUGAACAUUUGAACUUGCAAAAUGAGCAAUGGUGAUAUGGUGUUUAAGAUGGAGAACGACAAGAAGGAGUUUUUCAGAAAAUAUUUGGGAUCUCAUAAACGCUGUUUAUCAUCUGCCUAUGGCCAAGUUUGGACGUGGAAGAACAAGGAAAAAACAGAUGAUCCAGCAAUAAAAAUGUAUGCUGGUUUGAUAUCUCUGGUGGAAGAUUUUGGAAGAGUUAAGAGCUAUCAUUUAGAAAUGUUUUGCACAAAUAGAGGUGUUUGUCUGUGCUCAUUCCCGCUGGAGGAAUUGGCUUUUGUUAACAGCCCAGAAGAUUUUCUGGACAUCUAUGAAACAAAGGAACGAAUGGUAUGUGUGAAUUAUACUGAUAAUGUAGAGAAGGAGAUCAUGAAGAAAGCUAUUGAUAAAGCUAAUAGGAAAACGCAAAGGGCUAAAAAAGAUUUGGCGUACGCAAAGAGGAAUGAAGACAUUUAUUUAUUUUUUGAACAGAAGGGCAUCAAAGAAUGUGAUAUUAUAGAUACAAAAACAAGAGCAUAUAUUUUUGAUUUAAUGCAAAAUAAUAGCAAAAAGAAAUUAAAUGCUGAUAAGCAUCACCGUCCCGAGAGAGCUGGUGACACAAAUAGCAAUGAAGAUAUUAAUAGAAUCGAUGAAAUAUUAUCAGAGUUGGUUACGAGCGAUCAAUUAAAUCUUAGGAGUUCACUUAGAAGGAACAAUUCAUUGAAGAGAAAUGAUAAUGCAGCAGUCAAAAUGAACUUAAACAAUAAUUUUUAUCCAAAAUUAAAAACUGAAACUGUUCAUGAGACCAAAUCUAGUCAUAUUAAGAUGAAUCAUGAAUCCAAUUCACAUACUUCUCAAAAUGGAAUAAACAGGGAAGAGCGCAAGGAUGCUUCACAACAAAAUAUAAGAUAUGAUACUCAAAAGCAUGUUAUUUUCAAUUCAUCCCCAAAAUCUGAUUCCGUCACUUACUCUACUAUAUCUCAUUUCAAAGUGGGUGACAGAAAAUUACCUAAUAAAUCAAAUGAUACAAAAGAUGACAGUGAAAAUUUGGACUAUGCUGAUAUUGCACACGAUUAUAGUUCUAUGCCAAGGGUGAUGGAAACAAAAGCUAAAUUUAUGCAAAAGAUUAAAGAUAGUUCUGGAAAAUCAGAUACCUUGCCACUAAAUCGCACGCAGGCUCCGCCUAUUCCACCCAAGCUCAAAAGAAGUGAUUCGCGGCCUGAUCUUGUUACACCUGUUCGACCAACUGUGACUGCAGCUUUGAGAACAAAUUAUGAAAACUACUUUCCAAAACCCGAGGACAAAGUUGCUCCUACUUUACCCAGAAAAAUAGGUAAGCUCGCGAAGGAAAAUAUAGGAUCUCCUGAAAAUUUUAAGCACAUUGGCGGAUUUUCAAAGUGGGAUUGAAUCAAUUAAGUAAUUCAUAAUUAAUCUUAGUAAAUUUUAAUUUAUCGGUAUUUUAUUUGAUU